Molecule: messenger RNA, 459 nt
Organism: Colletotrichum graminicola M1.001
Lineage: Eukaryota; Fungi; Ascomycota; Sordariomycetes; Glomerellales; Glomerellaceae
Exons: 3
Coding region: 1-459 (152 amino acids)
Source: RefSeq, a predicted model, not a curated record
AUGAUCCACUCGAUCCAGACCCUUAUUGUUCUCGCCGGCCUCGCCUCCGCCGAGCUCGCGCCGCGCCAAAGCACCACUGGGGUCGAUAUCACGGCGCUGAACAAAAACGUUUCUGCAACGUCGGGAACGGGCGCAGUCAGCGCGGCGGGAACACUGGCGCCGUUUGGCGCGAUCGGGGUCGGGUGCGGGGUCAACUGGGCCGAGGGCCAGAGUUACGGAGGCGGUUUGCAAUCCGGCUCUGAUUCCUUCGGCCUCGGUGGCGGAUUCACCAUCACCGAGGACACAAUGAACAUCGGCUUAGGGAUCGGCAUCAACGGUCCGCAAGGUCUAAAUACCUCGGUCACCUACCAGGCUUCGACCAACGGCACCGCGAGCAUCAUCUUCACAUCGACAAAGGGGGUCACGUGCCAGGAGACGACGGUCGACGGUCUCAAGGGCUUCCAGUGUAUCUCGCUGUAG